This is a messenger RNA of Cladophialophora yegresii CBS 114405, 1101 nucleotides long. Its product is annotated as L-iditol 2-dehydrogenase. The transcript is spliced from 3 exons. Gene Ontology annotation, molecular function: zinc ion binding; L-iditol 2-dehydrogenase (NAD+) activity. The record is from RefSeq and is a predicted model, not a curated record. Gene Ontology annotation, biological process: D-sorbitol catabolic process. Lineage: Eukaryota; Fungi; Ascomycota; Eurotiomycetes; Chaetothyriales; Herpotrichiellaceae. Bases 1 to 1101 code for a protein of 366 amino acids.
AUGGCCUUAUCAAACCCGUCAGUCUUUCUAUAUGGCCCUGGAAAGGCACGGAUUGAAGACACGCCAGAGCCAAAGAUAACUGAUCCGACCGAUGCUAUAGUCAGAGUCAAAUUCGUGGGAGUCUGUGGGAGUGAUGUCCAUUUCUGGAAUCACGGCGGGCUCAAUGGGAAAUUUGUCUCGGAGUCACAACCCUUGGUGAUGGGCCAUGAAUGCUCAGGAGUUAUCUACGCUGUCGGCUCAUCCAUCAAACAUCUGAAGCCCGGCGACAAUGUUGCGAUCGAACCCGGCCAACCAUGUCGGGCAUGUGACAGGUGCAAGGAAGGGCUAUACAACCUCUGCCCUGAAAUGAAGUUUGCGGCCUGUCCUCCGGAUACGCCAGGAUGCUUGACGAGAUUCUUCAAGAUUCCAGCCGACUUCUGCUACAAGUUGCCCCCAGGGGUUAGUCUGCAGGAAGGCGUCCUGGCAGAGCCCCUUGCGGUGGCAGCCCAUGCGGUGCGGAUGAUAGGACUCAGACCCGGCCAGAAUCUGGUGAUCUUUGGUGCUGGCACGAUUGGUCUCAUGUGCGGUGCGGUUGCGCGAAUCUUCGGAGCCAAGAAGAUUGUGUCGGUGGAUCUCCUAGAUCACAAGCUGGAAUUCGCAAAGGGGUUCAGCAAGUCGACGACGUUCAAGCCAGAGUCGAGUGCUUCACCGGAAGAGAACGCAGCUCGGUUGAUACGAGAAAACGAACUGGGCUUGGGAGCAGAUGCCGUGAUCGAGGCCACAGGAGCCGAAAGCUCCAUCAUCACCGCCAUACACGUUCUCCGACCCGGGGGCCACUGUGUGCAAACAGGGCUCGGAAAGCCAGUGAUCAACUUCCCGAUUUUGGCAAUGAGUGAGAAAGAGUUGCACAUGCACGGAGCUUUCAGGUAUAACCAAGGAGACUUCAAGGUCGCCAUGGAUGUCCUUGAAGCUGGAAACUUCCCCCUCAAAAGGCUGAUCUCGAAUAUUUUUGAAUUUGAGCAAGCGACAGACGCGUGGGAAGCAACCAAACAGGGGAGGGGUAUCAAGAAUAUGAUUCGAGGCUAUGGAUAUAGAGAUCCCGCCAGAAUUAGCCAUUUGUGA